Cucurbita moschata (crookneck pumpkin) is the source of this 823-nucleotide messenger RNA. RefSeq lists its product as uncharacterized. The record is from RefSeq and is a predicted model, not a curated record. NCBI's taxonomy places the organism in Eukaryota, Viridiplantae, Streptophyta, Magnoliopsida, Cucurbitales, Cucurbitaceae. The transcript is spliced from 2 exons. Bases 124 to 681 code for a protein of 185 amino acids.
CCUCAGCCUCUCCAUCACUCAUGUCCAUGGUGCAGGCCUCUGCAAUUCUCUCAGUCAGAUUCAGCCCUAACCAUCGCCGUUCUUCAGAGCUCAUACACACUCCCCGGCUAGAGACGCUCAGCUAUGGAGGUCACUUCUUUCUGUGGCAGCAGCAGAGCAGCUUCGUUCGUCUACACCUAUCCAUCCAAAACGAAUUCAAGAAAACAAUCUCUUGAUCUACGCUCCAUGGCCAUCGCCUCCACCAAGAAGGUUAACUCGACGGUGUUCCCUCUCGGGGAGAAAGGACCGAGGAGUAGCAUCUCGCUCUCGACCUCGCCGCCGAUUAAACUACUGACGAGGGUGGAGCAAUUGAAGCUACUGAGCAAGGCGGAGAAGGCUGGCCUGCUGUCUGCGGCGGAGAAGGCCGGGUUGUCUCUGUCGUCGAUUGAGAAAUUAGGGCUUCUGUCGAAGGCUGAGGAAUUGGGGAUUUUAUCGGCGGCGACGGAUCCGGGAACUCCCGGGGCGCUACUUAGUCUGAGCUUGGGGCUGUUGCUAUUGGGGCCUUCGUGCGUGUAUUUGGUGCCGGAGGAGAGUGUUUGGGAAAUCGCGUUGCAGGCGGCGGUGGCUCUGGUCUCAGUCGUGGGCGGCUCAGCGGCAUUUGCUGCGUCGAAUUUGGUGUCCAAUUUGCAGAGAUCCAAUUGAAUUUCGGCUAUGGAGUUUUCCUGCCGUGGGAACGAAUGGUAGGUGCCACCUUUCGUUCUCCUUCGACGUCGUCGUUUUGUAUAUUGCAAUUAUUGAAUAUAUCCUUUUCCAGCAGAUUAAAAUGGCAGAAAAAUUUCAUACA